Molecule: messenger RNA, 2505 nt
Organism: Coffea arabica (coffee)
Lineage: Eukaryota; Viridiplantae; Streptophyta; Magnoliopsida; Gentianales; Rubiaceae
Product: putative late blight resistance protein homolog R1B-17
Biological process (GO): defense response to other organism
Molecular function (GO): ADP binding
Source: RefSeq, a predicted model, not a curated record
AUGGAGAUAUGCUACAGCAGUAGCCCUAGUUGCUUUGAGCUCGCUCUCGAUUAUCUGGGCUGGAUCGAGAAGACAUUCCAACAUAAGUUCAGUGUUGAUAUCGAUGAGGCAUUCCAACAUAAGUUCAAUUUUAAUAUCGAACAGCUGGAGAUCCGAGUGAGACUAUUACAAAGCUUUAAUCUGUAUCUGACAAAGUGUAGGAGGAGGAGGAGGAACCAUGAAACCUGUUUGGAGCAAGAUGAGGAGGAGAGGGAUGCUACUUCUUUCAGAAUUCAAAAUCUGAUUAUCAGAAUAAUGCCAGAUCUUGAAUUUGCUUGCAGCGAAUGUUUGAUUCAUUCUUGUUCAACUGAUUCGACUCAGAUCGGAAGUGAGCUCACCAGAUUCCGGGAAGCAAUCAAGUUGUUUUUCGAGACACAUAUCAAGGAAUCGUACAUCAACUUUCUGUUGGAGUAUUACUGGCUGAGAGAUCCAGAACUAGUUAUUGAUUUCAUUGAUUCGGUUUCAAAGACUCUGGCGAAAAUGAAUGGAUUCCAUUUUGAACGCCUUGGAAAGAAGCUAAUGUUAUUGAAAAGUUUCAUUCGGUUUGCCAUGCUUCGCUGUGUCAAGGGCCAGCAACUGAUAGAUCUCUUGAUUCACGCUGAAGUGAUGGCUAUGAAUGCAUUACGCCUGGCUUCUAUACAGUGCUUUCACACAGAUAAUGAAGUAUGGAAUGAAACAAAACUUCAAAUGUCUCGACUAAUAUGUGAGAAGAUUAAUCCCGGUGAUCCCCAGGUCGGAGAAACUUACAUCCAUGUCUUGACUGCUGCAAAGCUAUCAAGAUCAUCGGACAUUUCAGAUCUGGAGAAGAACAAGCAUCUAGUGGCUGACUUUAUGGAUCGUCUCGUUCACAAUAUUAAGGAGCUGCUGAAAUCUUGUACCAAUAUUCUCGUUCCGAUUAUGAAUCAAAUGCUAAAACUCCUUGAGGGGCUAAGAUUCCUGAGAAUGCUUCUCAGGCAUCAGCAGAAGUUCAAAGAGCUAUGCCAUGAAAUGAAGAAUCUUAUUGGAGUUGUGGCCUGUGAUGCAGCGGUUGUAAUUUUCUCUCUUUCUGUGAAUCAAAUCGAAGAAGGCUUGGCCAAGGAAACAGAUCUUGCUCUUUUUCAUUUGCUCAAAGUGCUCAAGUUAAUUAGGGCAGAAGUUAAAAAUCCAGUGACAUCAUUCUCGCCAUUUGGUUUUCCCAGGACCAAUGAGUUGGGCUCUAUCGAUUUUCUCCUUGAAAAUCUGAAGGAACUAGAAAGUUGUAAUGAGGCUGAUGAUUCAAUUGCAUUCUCAAAAGAUCAAAUCCACACAGUCCUAGAAGAUUUCGUAUGCUUAAGAUCUUUCCUUGUCAAGAUAGUAAACCAGCGCAACCGGAAUGAAAAACUACAAGCUUUCUGGAGUCAUGUAAUGGAGAUUGCAUAUAAAGCAGAGUUAGUUAUCGACUGGACACUUGUUGGUGAUGGAGGUGAAUAUUUUUUGGAUGAUGUUGCUAGAGAUAUCAAUGUUAUGAAGAUUGAGGCUCAAGAGAUCUAUGAUAGCAUAAGCUACGUUGGUGAAACCAAAAGAGUUACCAACACUUUCACUUGCAUGCCAUCACAAGCUACUGCCGCCACGUACAAUGAAGGUCUGGUGCUUCUCGACAGCGAGGUGGAAACUAUCACUCAAAGACUUACAAAAGGGGCAAGGCAAUUGGAUGUUGUUCCCAUUGUGGGUAUGCCUGGGCUUGGCAAGACCACAUUAGCCAAUAUAAUUUACAGUUCUUCUUCAGUAAUGUUGCAUUUCCAUAUUCGUGCUUGGUGUAUUGUUUCUCAAGUAUAUAGCGAGCACAACUUGUUAGUUCAGAUAUUGGGUAGUAUUGGUUCUGGGAGUCCUGAACAAUAUCAAAAGGUGGAUGAAGUUGAUUUGGCUAUCAAGCUAAAACAAGUAUUGCUGAGAAAUAGGUAUCUCCUAGUUUUGGAUGAUUUGUGGGAUGCUAAGGUAUGGAAUUUGUUGGAGAGAUUAUUGCCCGAUGAUGCCAACGGAAGCAGGAUUCUCAUCACGAGCAGAUUGCAGAAUUUGCCUCUGCAGUUCAAACCUGAUAGCAAGGUCCACCAUCUCCGCCGCCUUACCGAUGAAGAGAGUUGGAAUUUGCUGCAGAAAAAGCUAUUUGGCAAACAAGGUUGUCCUCCAAGACUAAGUGGAGUUACAUCUCAAAUAGCAAAAUCUUUUAGGGGCUUACCUCUCACAGUUGUCCUAGUUGCUGGAAUUCUUGCUAAUACUACAGAAGACUGCUGGGAAGAAGUUGCAAAGAGUCUACCUUCCAGUAUUGUCCUUGAUGAUGAAUACUGCAUAAAGACACUUGAGCUGAGUUACAGUCAUUUACCGGAUGAUUUGAAGCCAUGCCUUCUUUACUUUGGUGCGUUUAAAGAAGACGAAAAUGUUCCUGUCCGAAGGUUGUCAUGGCUUUGGAUCUCUGAGGGAUUCGUACGAAAGACUGAAGGAAAGAGCUAA